AGACGUCCACACCGACAGCCUGCAGCGAUGCAUCCCUCCCUGCUCAGCCUGUGCGCCCUGGGAUUCCUCGCUCUGUCCUCCGCCUGUUACAUCCAGAACUGCCCCCGAGGAGGGAAGCGAGCAUUGCCGGAGGCUGGGAUCAGACAGUGCAUGUCUUGUGGCCCUGGGGAACGGGGCCGCUGCUUCGGCCCCAGUAUCUGCUGCGGCGAGGGCUUCGGCUGCCUGCUGGGCUCCCCAGAAUCAGCUCAGUGUGUGGAGGAGAACUACCUUCUCACCCCCUGUCAGACAGGAGGGAGGCCCUGUGGAUCAGAGGGAGGACGCUGUGCUGCUUCCGGACUCUGCUGUAACUCUGAGGGCUGUGUGGUGGACUCUGACUGCCUCGUGGAGACGGAGGUUAUAGACCCAUCCCAUGGCUCUGCCAGAAGCUCGCCUGCAGAGCUGCUGCUGCGUCUCCUACACGUCGCCAGCAGAGGACAGAACGAAUACUGAAACCUGGAUCUGCAGCAGACACGACGCCUCAACUUCCUCUCAGCCAAAUGAGACAUUGCUCUUUGCUCUCUGCUUGAACUCUCCCCUUUUAGGAUACUGGCAUACAUAUCCAGGGGAAAAAAUACUCGUAGAUUUCAUCUUUGUUCCCUCUUAAAGAAAUGUACAUAUGACUGCACAUAUUGUAAACAAUUCAGAGCCUCUGUUCAAAUAGAUAAGAGCUAACAGCAAACUGUAAAUAAGUCACAGAUUGAAAUUUAAAAAUAGAUGCUCAUAACAAUUACGAAAUGGCUCUCAUGUAGUAGAACUAUGCCUGUAGAUUGAAAACAAGAGAAAAUACAGAAUGUCUCAUCACAGCC
Molecule: messenger RNA, 845 nt
Organism: Oryzias latipes (Japanese medaka)
Lineage: Eukaryota; Metazoa; Chordata; Actinopteri; Beloniformes; Adrianichthyidae
Gene: avp
Product: arginine vasopressin
Cellular component (GO): extracellular region; secretory granule
Molecular function (GO): neurohypophyseal hormone activity
Source: RefSeq, marked provisional